AUGUCUUACUCAGAGCGCAACUCUAAGAAACGCAAAACCGAACAUAAUGGUCGAGAGGGAGGUUCCACCAGACCUUCCACGAUAUUUGAUCCAGUUGAAGGUGGUCGACCAUGGACCAUCUCCGUUGCCAUUCCCAGCAGUAUCCUCUCAGACCUCGCUUCUGCUGACCAGCGAAUGAACCAACCCGCUCGCAUUGCUCGUGCCCUCGCUGCUUUCUCUGUCGACGAAGUGGUUGUUUUUGACGAUUCUCCUCUCGCGACCCGCCCUCGCCAAACAGAUACCAACAGUUACACAGGCGACACCGACCCGUGCCAUUUCCUCACGCACAUUCUAACCUACUUGGAGGCACCGCCAUUUAUGCGCAAAGCCUUCCCUCUCCACCCUAACUUGCGACUAAUUGCCAUGUUGCCCCGUUCAAGUCAGAGAUACGCCGUCGGCUCUGCUGGAGGGAAGGAUGCUGCAGACCGCUACUGGAACUUAGCUAAGGAGUGUGGCAUCCGUCCUGCAUGUCGUCAACUACAACAUGCCACCUGUCGACAACGGCGGCAUCGAGGAGGUACACCAUUGGGGGGCAAGAAAACACUGGACUUUAAUUAUCCUGCAUAUCAUCAACUACGACAUGCCAUCUAUCGACUACGGCGGCAUUAA
Messenger RNA from Fusarium fujikuroi IMI 58289, 648 nucleotides. RefSeq lists its product as uncharacterized. The record is from RefSeq and is a predicted model, not a curated record. The transcript is spliced from 3 exons. NCBI's taxonomy places the organism in Eukaryota, Fungi, Ascomycota, Sordariomycetes, Hypocreales, Nectriaceae. The coding region runs from base 1 to 648 and encodes 215 amino acids.